Molecule: messenger RNA, 1239 nt
Organism: Cyclopterus lumpus (lumpfish)
Lineage: Eukaryota; Metazoa; Chordata; Actinopteri; Perciformes; Cyclopteridae
Gene: csf3a
Product: colony stimulating factor 3 (granulocyte) a
Exons: 5
Coding region: 24-767 (247 amino acids)
Biological process (GO): immune response; neutrophil differentiation; myeloid cell development
Cellular component (GO): extracellular region
Molecular function (GO): cytokine activity
Source: RefSeq, a predicted model, not a curated record
AGUGGUGAGGUAAUGCUUGUAAAAUGCUGCUUUCUCUUCCUCUGCUGAUCAUCUGGAGCCACAGCAGAGACUCUGGAGGAAGUAUUGGGCUAGUGUUUGAUGGAGUAUCUAUUCACUGGGAGUAUUGCAGAGCAUCUGGAUCUGUUUUAAGGACAGUUUUCGCCAUUCCCUGCUACAUGGCCACGUUGGCCCGCGGCGCGCCUCUGCGGGAGAGGAACGCACUUGUUGAGGGGGAGCAGUUUCAAGACAUCGUGCAGAGGAGCCGCAGUUUGAUCCUAAAGAUCCUGCUCUCCAUUCCCGACACGCACGCGUCAUGCAUUCACAUCGAGACGCUACAACUCAAUUCUUCAGAAAACGCCAAGCUGGUGUUCAUGGCAUCCACCAUAGGCAUCCCCUCUGCUCCUGUGCUCAGGGGGGUGUCAGAAAACUUCACUUUGGAGACCAGUUUGAUACACAUGUCUGAGGGUCUUCAGCUGCACCGGGCCCUGCUGAGCACCGUCUCUCCUCAGCUGGCAAACAAAGACAAAGUGACUGGGCUACAGGCUGACAUCAAAGACCUUGUCAUUCAGAUCAAUAAGUUGCUGAAAAUGGCCCAAGCAGAGGCUGCGGUGCAGCCCUCACCAAUGUCCGUGGCCUUGCGUCUACCAGGAGAAUAUGACGUUCAGGUGGCGGCACACCUCACUCUGGUGCAGCUCCAGUCCUUCGGGCAGGACACGGUCCGCUGCCUCAGGAGUCUAGACCGGAGCAAUGAGGAGUCAGAGAGCUGACCAACGGGUGCCAUACUGUGACUGAUUUUGGUUCAUGUCCAAAACACUCUUUUUUUAAAUCAUGAUAUUUAUUUAUUUAUCUAUCUAUCAGUUAAAUGAUUAUUUGUUAUUUUAAAUAUAUUUAUAUAUUUAUUUAUGGAAUAUUUAUUUGGGGAGUAUAUUCACCACAAAACUCUGUCACCACAAACUCUUUUUUGUUCCUUCCUUCAUCACAUAGCAAUAACUGAAAAAUCAUCCAGUCUGACAAAAACAAUAUACAGUAUAUCAUUUCAACAUUCAAAUGCUAUACUUUUAAUUUCCUUCCAUCGCAGAGUUUCAUUAAAAGAAUGUUUAGCAAAACAGAACUUUUAGCGACAGCUUAAUAUUUAUAACUCAACUAUUAACUUAUUUCAUGGGAUUGGGUGCACAUUUAGGAUUAAUUACACAUUCUGUAAACCUUUUAAAUGAAACUAAAUAUUUUUGUAUGAAUCUC